AGCUCUCACUGUUUCUGCGUGAAGAACAGUGCAGUUUUUGUGUUCUGAAUUUCAUAACGAUGCAAAAUAUCUAUUCUGAGUCGAAUUCAAACGAGAUUUUGAGUGUUCGUCAACACAUUUUUCUGGAUUGUGCUGUUGUAUUAGUUUUGCAUUUGAUUCGGUUGUGAUUUUUGACUAACAGGACAUUUGCACAACGACAAGAGCACAAUAUUCGAAAUUCAGCAUAGCAUUGGCAGUUUGGUGUCGGAAUUCGUUGAGGCAAGAAUAUUUUCAUAACAAAUCGAAGUGUGACUGUGGCGAUCGAAUCCAUUAGAAUCGAAUUGACAGCUCUUACUGUUGCUGCGUGAGGAACAAUGCAGUUUUUGUGUUCUGAAUCUCAUACCGAUGUUUACUUUGAGUCGAAUUCAGACGAGAUUUUGAGUGUUCAUCAACACAUUUUUCUGGAUUGUGCUGUUGUAUUAGUUUUGCAUUUAAUUCGGUUGUGAUUUUUGACUAACAGGACAUUUGCAAAACGACAAGAGCACAAUAUUCGAAAUUCAGCAUUGCAUGGUCAGUUUGGUGUCAGAAUUCGUUGAGAUCAAAUUUGGUGAGCAUGAAGAGAAAGCGGGCCCAGAACGGGCGACUGAGAUCGGUCAAACUAUCGCUGAAUUCGGUUCUCCGGGAUCAAUAUCGCGCGAAUUUUGUGGCACAAGUCACCAAUUGGUGCCACACAGCCACCGUCAUCACCGUUUUGGCGUCAUUGUUGUUUCUCUUCGAGAACAACCGAGCAUUCGAUGAAGAUAACCAUGACUUCUUCAGAGGCAAUGGAUACGAAUUGAUCAAGGAUUGCUUCAAGAACAUUUUGAACGAGAACCGACACAAAUUGCCGUUGGCCUUCCGCCAAAUAAUCGAAACAGCAGUGCCGAACUUCCGAUGGCCACAACGUGAAGGCAUGGGAAACGCAUUCAAUCAGCUCAUUGAUCAAUACACCGCCAAUGUGAAGAACAACAUCAAAAUGUAUAGCUACACCCGUAUCAAAACGUUUUUCGUGCUGCAACGGUAUGAGCUCAAUUUGCUUGGCCAUAACAUCAGCGACAUCGAUGUGAAAAAUGCCACCAAAUCAGUUAUGUUCAACAAUAUAGUACCAAGUGCGAAUGUGGUGUGGCUGCUCGAGCAAGCGCGUAUGAUCGGAAUACCAGUCGGUAAGAAGUUAUGUGAUCUCGUCCGUGGUAGUUGGUUCCAGACAAUACCGAUAUUCAUCACCAUUCAACGGCUAGUGUUCAACCACCAUGAAAGAUACGAGCUCUUGAAUGAUCUCUGGCGCCGAUAUUAUCGGGAUCGAUUACACAACGCCAUGCCAUCCAUUGCACGCCCACCGAAAAUAAAAAACUUUCGUGUAAUUCCGAUUCAUGACUUCAAGAUGAAGCACAUCCGGAUCGAUAUUCAUCUGUUCUAUCAAAUGGCGUGCAAAUUGGGUGCCAUCAAGUUGGCAAAAGGAUUGUUUGGCCAGCCGGUUAACAUUUCGAAAAAGGUCUACGACAGCAAUCCAUUUGUGUCCUGGGACACAAUAUUCAACAUGGACAAGAUUCAGAAAGUCGGCAAUCGCAAGACAUUUGACUACACAAUCGUGACGGAUAGUGUGGCUGUUUCGUUGUGUUUCCUGAAGCCAGAAUGCCCCUCACACGAAUAUUCGCACGAGCAAAUCAACGAAAUUUACGAAAAUGGUGUUUUCCGCUUCGUGCUUGGCAUGGAUCCUGGUGUGCGAACCUGGAAUGCCACGGUGCGAAAACAUAUCGCAUCCGGUGUGGAAGAAAACAUCACGAUCGACGGUCCGAAAUACCAUUUUCGAGCGAAAUAUGGCAAACGAAAGCGCAAAUCGGAAAAAUGGCUACGAUUGUUCACCGAAUUGGAGCAACAUGACCGAAAUCAAUAUCCAUUCUAUCCAUCGCCCAAGGGAGCCUCAAAUUGGAUGAGUUACAUCGAACAUCGUGUGAAAAUGUUGCAGCCUGGAAUGGAGGUUUACACAGCACGCAAAUACAUUCGCCUCAAUCUCGAUAAACAUAUCGAGGAGACCCGUGCAAGUGAUACCAUCGCUGCUUUUUUGACCAGAAAAUUGCCAUCGCUCAUUUUCCUUGGUGCAGCUCAAAUGGCUCCAAAUUCGCCAAUUGGUAUUAAGAAACGGUUGCGGUGCCCUGGUGUACGGAAACUACUGAACAGCUUCAAGAAACUGCACAAUUGUGUGGUGGUGAUGGUUGACGAGUACAAAACAUCGCAGACGUGUGCAAAGUGCUUUCGGCCAUUUGAUCGACGUACAAAAAAGGACCGCUACAAAGUCUGCCGUCAGUGCAUUCCACAUGCAGCAAACAUCACGACUGACAAACACCUGAGCAGUGUGAUCAUCAGCAAGAAAAGCAACCGGUCGUAUCAACGAGAGCGACGACAUGUUGUUGCGGAAUAUGAACGAUUGAAUGUACAUCCAGUGUAUUCACAUGGUUUAGUGCCGAAACUCAAUGUAUGGUUCAAAAACUGGCAGCUAAACACUGAUAACACAUGGAACGAUUCACGUCAUCCACAUCAACAGAACACUGUUUGGCAUCGGGAUGAAGUCGCUGCCAAGUGCAUAUUGUACAAAGGUCUUUGUAUGAUAAAGGGCUUGGAUGUGCAUCCGCAACUGUCGAGACAACAUCAUGCAGCAGCUGCAGCCGCGCAGAACAAUGCCGAAGGCGACCAAGAUGACAACGAUAGCGACAGCGACGAUGAUUACGUUUACGUUCUCGACGACGUGUCCGAUGAAGAAUAGUUUUUAGUUGAUGUAGGAUUAAGUUUUCAAACAAUAAUAAUUGUAACGUUUUGUUACUUUGCUGGGCUUUGAGUAUUGUGGCCUUGUCCGAAGUACGGGGCUUAGUCGGAUCAUAUAAAAUACCUCGUAGGUGA
Molecule: messenger RNA, 2913 nt
Organism: Sitodiplosis mosellana (orange wheat blossom midge)
Lineage: Eukaryota; Metazoa; Arthropoda; Insecta; Diptera; Cecidomyiidae
Exons: 4
Coding region: 593-2779 (728 amino acids)
Source: RefSeq, a predicted model, not a curated record